This is a messenger RNA of Notolabrus celidotus (New Zealand spotty), 2687 nucleotides long. RefSeq names its product RAN binding protein 10 (gene ranbp10). The record is from RefSeq and is a predicted model, not a curated record. Gene Ontology annotation, cellular component: cytoplasm. The transcript is spliced from 15 exons. Gene Ontology annotation, biological process: cell surface receptor signaling pathway; cytoskeleton organization. Lineage: Eukaryota; Metazoa; Chordata; Actinopteri; Labriformes; Labridae. The coding region runs from base 286 to 2151 and encodes 621 amino acids. Gene Ontology annotation, molecular function: protein binding.
AACACAGCUAAAGCAUAUAUGUCCCAUCUUCCCCCUCAGCAGAAGCACCUACCCGUGUUUACGAUGAAGGCAGUGUAGUUAUUUCUAGACGCUUUGUCACAGAAGCUAUGACGCGCAUGAACUACAUUACCCAGAAUGCUCUGCUCUAGCCUACAGUGCAUUCUGCUGCUUAUCCGGGGAUGUCACACCGCUGCUAUUUUCUCCCCUCAGUCCCUCUCACUCUCAGCCUACAGCUCCAGAGCUCUGGACAGACAGAGACAAUAAGAGACUCAGCUGAAGCCCAACAUGGCAGAGCUCGCAGCGGGAAGCCUGCCAUUAGGAGAUCCUGCUUUUAAUUACCAGGAACACGAGCUGAACGAGCGACUGAAGCGGAUCUACCCGGCUGUGAACGAGGAAGAGACCCCUUUACCCCGAUCCUGGAGCCCCAAGGAUAAAUACAGCUACAUCGGGCUGUCACAGAACAACCUGCGGGUCCACUAUAAAGGCCACGGAAAGAACCACAAGGACGCAGCGUCAGUACGAGCCACACACCCGAUCCCUGCCGCCUGCGGGAUCUACUACUUUGAAGUCAAGAUUGUCAGCAAAGGUCGAGAUGGAUACAUGGGCAUCGGCCUGUCUGCUCAGGGAGUCAACAUGAACAGACUGCCUGGAUGGGACAAGCAUUCAUACGGAUACCACGGGGAUGACGGCCACUCCUUCUGCUCCUCUGGGACCGGGCAGCCGUAUGGCCCGACAUUCACCACCGGGGAUGUCAUCGGCUGCUGUGUUAACCUCAUCAACAACACUUGCUUUUACACCAAAAAUGGGAUCAGUUUGGGUGUGGCGUUCACAGACCUCCCUCCCAAUUUGUACCCGACAGUAGGGCUUCAAACUCCAGGUGAGAUCGUGGAUGCUAACUUUGGCCAGCAGCCGUUUGUCUUUGACAUCGAGGACUACAUGAGCGAAUGGAGGGCAAAGAUCCACAGCAUGAUCGCCCGCUUCCCCAUAGGAGAGAGGCUUGGGGAGUGGCAGGCCAUCCUGCAGAAUAUGGUGUCCAGCUAUCUGGUGCAUCAUGGGUACUGUGCCACUGCAACAGCCUUCGCCAGAGCCACAGAGACCAUGAUACAAGAGGACCAGACAUCUAUAAAGAACAGGCAGAGAAUACAGAAGCUGGUGUUGGCAGGGCGGGUGGGUGAAGCCAUAGAAGCUACUCAGCAACUCUAUCCCGGCCUGUUAGAACACAACCCCAACCUACUAUUCAUGUUGAAGUGUCGUCAGUUUGUGGAGAUGGUGAAUGGGACAGACAGUGAGGUCUGCUGCUUGACCAUCCGCUCACCCAAGUCCCAAGAUAGCUAUCCUGGCUCACCCAGCCUCAGCCCCCGCCAUGGCACCAGCAUCACACACCUGCACACAGGAGGGGCAGACAGCCCCACCUGCAGUAAUGGGGUGACCCCCUCCAACAAAUCAAAGAGCCACAGCGGCACCGGCGGCGGCAGCAGCAGCGUCAAAUACCCCAGCGUGUCCUCCUCCAACUCAUCCUCGACCUCCUCCUCCCCUUCCUCCGUCAACUACUCUGAGUCCAACUCCUCUGACUCCACAAAGAGCCAGCCUCACAGUGCCAACAGCACCCAGGAAACCAGUGACAGCGACAUGGAAAUUGAAGCAGAGCACUACACAAACGGGGUUGUUGAGGGCUCCUCAACCCGGAUCAUGAAUGGCACUUACAAACAUGAAGAAAUCCUUCAGCCGGAUGACAACAGCAUCGGCAACGGGGUCACAGAGGAGGGCUGGAGUAAUGGUAGACAGCUCUGUGGAGGGAACCAGGCGGCCACGGAGAGGAUGAUCCAGUUCGGACGGGAGCUGCAGGCGCUCAGUGAGCAGCUGUGCCGCGAGUACGGCAAGAACGCCACACACAAGAAGAUGUUACAGGAUGCAUUCAGCCUACUCGCUUACUCAGACCCCUGGAACUGCCCCGUGGGCCAGCAGCUAGACCCUACACAGAGAGAAUCACUCUGCUCCGCACUCAACAGUGCCAUACUGGAGUCUCAAAAUCUGCCCAAGCAGCCUCCACUGAUGUUAGCACUCGGCCAGGCCACAGAGUGUGUUCAGCUCAUGGCCCGAGUCCGGUCUGGUUCUUGCUCUUUCGCCAGAAUAGACAACUUUUUGCACUAGCCCAGGUCCAGGUUCAUGUUCAGUAGCACUGGGGGAACGCUUGUCCAGCAGGUAGUUGUCAUGAUGCUGACAGAGGAAACAGCGAGCGUGUGAGUGGUGUGUUAGGCCGUCUGCCACACCGAGCCAGCGGUAUAAACAGAAGCAGAGGAGAGCGGGAAAGAAGAAAGCUUCCUUUUAAUUUAGUAUUAUCAAAUAAAGAAAUGUGUGACACUAUUUAAAGAUAAUUAUUAUUAUUCUGUUUAUCUAGCCUUUUUUAUAGUUCUGUUUUUAUCACUUUGUUGUGCUCAUUCUGGACAAAAACAAACUUCCCCUGUUCUUUUUGCUUCUGUUGUAACGGGUGCGUUUUGAUCCCCUAAGUUCAGUGUUUCACUCGCGUUGUUAUUGUUCACCAUACCACAGACCAUAAUACCCUCAUCUGAUGAACCCCAGUUUCAUCUGUCAUCUAACGACCUAGGUCUCCUAAAGCAUCCACGUUCAUUUCUUCAGAUACACGUGUGAGGAUGAAGAGUGCUUAGCAUUAAAACAGCUGGAACAUU